AUGGAUAAAGCCUAUUUCGGAGAAAGUGCUUUAACCCCUGAAUAUUUGAACUGGCAUGCUAAAUUGGUUGAUUCACCGAGUCAUUUGUCAGAUAAAAUCCAGUUGAGCUUAUAUAGAGCAUAUACGGAAGAGACUGGGCUCGAUCCCUGGAUAAACCCUGAAACUUCCGAAUCCCCACAAAUUGAAAAUGCUGAUAAUCAUUCACGAGACUGUAUCAAGAUUUCUAAAUUUCCAGAAGAGAAAGAUGUGAUUAUUAAAACAGUACAUAAACGCUUCCCUUUCCUGUUUUACACUAAUUCGAAUGCAUGGCAUCGAGAUGUAUUUAAAUAUACCGAUUCAGAAGCCAAAUGCCCGAUAUGUAAAGAGACACAUACACGUCUAGGUAUAUGGGGCGAUUGGAGCUGUCUUGGUAAAGAUGACCACUAUUUUCUUAAUUGCCCUUUUCGUAUCGAUCAAAAGAAGUUAUUAAUUGCUUUGCAGGCUUAG
Molecule: messenger RNA, 486 nt
Organism: Cetraspora pellucida
Lineage: Eukaryota; Fungi; Glomeromycota; Glomeromycetes; Diversisporales; Gigasporaceae
Source: the annotation of a GenBank genome assembly